Messenger RNA from Cricetulus griseus (Chinese hamster), 1467 nucleotides. The record is from RefSeq and is a predicted model, not a curated record. Lineage: Eukaryota; Metazoa; Chordata; Mammalia; Rodentia; Cricetidae.
AAAACCCAAUAGGCUUUCUUCUGACAACAGCACCGUGUGCGUCAAUGCAUACCUUGGUGUGGUUAAGGAAUGGACGAAUGGUGAAAUGGAUGGGAAAGCAAUUAUCUCUAAUUUCCUAAACACCUUCUAAAUCAGCACGGUAAAAUGCCUCCUGAUACCCAUCCUAGGUGAUGGAAAAAAUCCAGACCUGCCCUUUCGUCCACUCCCCUGCUGGGGUGUUUGCCCCGCAGCAGUGGGCCUGGGAGUUCCCUUCUCAGGUCGUCAUUGUCCGGUGGGAAAUCCACGGAGAACUGUAACGUGGACAAGAAAGUCUGCUCCCGAAACGAAAACCAGUACCGAAAAUACGGGUAAUUUUACGUCUUCCUUCGACCACCUCACGUAAAACAAAAGCAAGGAAACACCAGUAAACUUGCCCCACGGGUGUGAAAUCCCACCAGCUCGGCUCAAAAGCGCUUCUGUGUCGACCCCCGGGACGCCGAGCACUCGGAGCGCCGUCUCGGGCGGCCCCUCGUCUCCCACCGCGGGCAGGAACCCAGACCAACAAGAGGGGGAUGGCCGGACGCCAGGACCGACGGAAACGAGUGAUUCCCGCCGAACCCGGCUGGCACAACAGGCGAGAAGUAAUGCGGGGCCGGGGCUAACCUCGGCUGAGGCCGCGGGCAAGGCCUCGGGAGUGACGAAAGACAGGGCCCCCCUCGACUGGAGACCGCAAGACAACAUGCCUCCCAAGAAGCCCGAGCCUAAGAAGGAGGCUGCUAAACCAGCUGCGGCUGCUGCCCCUGCUCCUGCUCCUGCCCCAGCUCCUGAACCCCUCAAGGACUCUGCCUUUGAUCCCAAGAGUGUGAAGAUAGACUUCAGUGCCGACCAGAUUGAAGAGUUCAAAGAGGCCUUUUCACUGUUUGACCGGACUCCAACUGGAGAGAUGAAGAUCACUUAUGGACAGUGUGGGGACGUGCUGCGGGCCCUGGGCCAGAACCCCACCAAUGCAGAGGUGCUGCGUGUUCUGGGCAAACCUAAGCCUGAAGAGAUGAGUUCCAAGACACUGGACUUCGAGAUGUUCCUGCCCAUCCUGCAACACAUCUCCCGAAACAAGGAGCAGGGCACCUAUGAGGACUUCGUGGAGGGGCUUCGGGUCUUUGACAAAGAGAGCAACGGCACAGUCAUGGGGGCUGAGCUUCGGCAUGUCCUUGCUACUCUGGGAGAGAAGAUGAGUGAGGCAGAGGUGGAACAGCUGCUGUCCGGGCAGGAAGAUGCCAAUGGCUGCAUCAAUUAUGAAGCCUUUGUCAAGCACAUCAUGUCUGGGUAGAGUGGACUUCUCCAGGGUGCUUGACCACCCAUGGUGGAUAUCACAGAGUCGGACUCACAUUGUAUCACAGCUCUACAACCUCUCAGACCUAUGACCUUCCCUGUAAAUAAAGAGCCCAGCACCAAGUCUCACCAAUCCCUGGGCUGUUUUUCAAAACCUAU